AUGUAUAGACGGGCGAUGGGUUUAUCACAUUAUCGAUUGAGAGAGAAUGAGAAUGUGGAUGGUGUUCGAUCAAUUGAAAAUACACGAAAUAAUAACUGGGCUUCGAAAUUGAUGAUAGAUCAAGAUGAACAACUGCAUUCGUCAAACCAUGAUUAUAUAAGUGAUUCGGACACACUAUUCACCGAUCGAAAAUUGAGCGAAAUGUCCAAAUUACAUAAAAGCAAUCAGUUAUCGUCGUCAGCAGAUUUAUCAAAAGAAUAUCCUCGAGGUGUUUUAUGGCCACGGAUGUGCUACUUCGCGCGAACAGAAAAGCAAGGAUUCCAAACAAAAAGAUGUUUUUCUUAUGAACAUGAACAGAACAACUAG
Molecule: messenger RNA, 366 nt
Organism: Didymodactylos carnosus
Lineage: Eukaryota; Metazoa; Rotifera; Eurotatoria; Philodinida; Philodinidae
Source: the annotation of a GenBank genome assembly